Messenger RNA from Penicillium angulare, 1539 nucleotides. It is a transcript of the gene she9, whose product is annotated as putative mitochondrion biogenesis protein (She9). The transcript is spliced from 2 exons. Lineage: Eukaryota; Fungi; Ascomycota; Eurotiomycetes; Eurotiales; Aspergillaceae. Bases 1 to 1539 code for a protein of 512 amino acids. Gene Ontology annotation, cellular component: mitochondrial inner membrane. Gene Ontology annotation, biological process: inner mitochondrial membrane organization. The record is from RefSeq and is a predicted model, not a curated record.
AUGGCCCCAACCCCGGCCAUGCAUACUAUGCCAUUGCUCCUCAAGCAAUCGCUCAGAUCAAGUAUUCGUAUCUCCCACACAACAACUCGACCAACGAACCUAAGCUUCCGCCCGACACCCCCGAGCUCCGUCUCCAUUAAACCGACCCCAAGAACGUUCACCGUCUGCCUAAGAUGGCAAUUCCGCCAGGACCCCCGCCUGCUCGAUGCAUCCGAGGAUAAAUCAAAGGGGAGACCCAAUACAUACCCCGAGGAAAUUUCUCAAACCUCAAAUGGCGCCCAUACGCCCAAUUAUGGUUCCCCGUCGGAGGUGGAUGCGGGGACCUCUCGGACAGCAAAUAUCUCCGCAUCAGAGAUUAAUCGGCUCGUAGAAGAGUCUACUAUACACGGGACUGAGCGUGGUAUUCUAGAUCACCUUGAAGCGGAAAAGAAGAGAGAAGAAGAGGAACGAACGGGGAAAUCACAAAGCUCUAAUUCUGAUGCACAGAGUGGCGGUGGAACACGAGGUGAAGGAGAAGGAGGACUCCCGUCGUACCUGGAAGGUCGACGAUCCAGGGUGUCGAAGCAGUUCACAACAAUGAUGGAUAAUAUUCAGUCCAAUGUUUUUGUAGCUGGCCAGCGACUGAAUGACCUGACCGGCUACUCGGGUAUCGAAGCUCUCAAGAACGAGAUCCAGCACCAAGAAAUCCGUCUCCGUAACGCACGCUCUCAAGUUCGCAUCGCCAAAGACGCAUAUACAGCUGCUAUCAACAGCCGAUCCACUUCGCAGCGCGAAGUGAACGAGCUCCUCCAACGCAAGCAUGCUUGGUCCCCCACUGAUCUGGAACGCUUCACCCUUCUCUACCGUAACGAUCACACCAAUGAAGUCGCGGAGACAGAGUCACAAGAAGCACUAUCGCACGCUGAGCGUGAAGCUGAAGAGGCCGCUGCGCAGCUGAGCAAGAGUAUUCUAUCCCGCUACCACGAGGAACAAGUUUGGUCGGACAAGAUCCGCCGCAUGUCUACCUGGGGAACAUGGGGACUCAUGGGUGUAAACGUGUUACUUUUCCUGAUCUUCCAAAUUGCCGUGGAGCCGUGGCGCCGGCGCCGCCUUGUAAAGGGGUUUGAAGAUAAAGUGGUCGAGGCAAUCGAGAAAGAAAAGUCUAUUAACCCCGCUGCCUUUGCUGGUGCCUCCGCAUCAGCCAUUGAAUUGGAGAAGAGUGUCCCUGCUUCUACCGAGAGCUCUAUUAUUGCCGCGACUGAGGCGCCCGACAAUGGACUUACCGAAGUUCUUCCUGCUACGACUGAGGCUCAAGACCAGACAUCACUGGAGGUUACUUCACCUUCUCUGAAUAAUCUCUCUGGGUCACUAUACUCCCGAAUCGUCGGGAUCUCUUCUUCUCCGAUAUCACUCGAAUACUGGAGACAAGUUCUGAACGAGCUCAUCAGUGACCGUAGCGUUGCUGUUACUCAACGCGACCUCACUGUGGCUACUGUACAGAGCGCCACAAUCGGUGCGGCCGUGAUGGGUAUUAUACUUGCCCUGGUGAACCCCAGGUAG